Messenger RNA from Lynx canadensis (Canada lynx), 774 nucleotides. It is a transcript of the gene PAIP1, whose product is annotated as poly(A) binding protein interacting protein 1. The transcript is spliced from 5 exons. Lineage: Eukaryota; Metazoa; Chordata; Mammalia; Carnivora; Felidae. The record is from RefSeq and is a predicted model, not a curated record. The coding region runs from base 1 to 774 and encodes 257 amino acids.
AUGUCGGACGGUUUCGAUCGGGCCCCAGGUGCUGGUCGGGGCCGGAGCCGGGGCCUGGGCCGCGGAGGGGGCGGGCCUGAGGGCGGCGGUUUCCCGAACGGAGCGGGGGCUGCUGAGCGGCCGCGGCACCAGCCGCCGCCGCAGCCCAAAGCCCCGGGCUUCCUGCAGCCGCCGCCGCUGCGCCAGCCCAGGACGGCCCCGCCGCCAGGGGCCCAGUGCGAGGUCCCCGCCGGCCCCCAGAGGCCUCCCCGGCCCGGGGCGCUCCCAGAGCAAACGAGGCCCCUGAGAGCUCCACCUAGUUCACAGGAUAAUAUCCCACAGCAGAACUUGGAGUCAGCAAUGGCUAAACCCCAGGUGGUUGUAGCUCCUGUAUUAAUGUCUAAGCUUUCUGUGAAUGCUCCUGAAUUUUAUCCAUCAGGUUAUUCUUCUAAUUAUACAAGCACGAGCGGAGGAAGGGCGAAGAGAGAGAAUCCUAAGCAGAUUAUUGGGCUCCCCACAUCUGUUCCUACAUCCUACAAUCCAUUCUCUACCCAGCUGUUCCAGAUGUUGGUCCUCACGGGAGGAGUCACAACCAGGUGGGGCGGGUACCAACCUUUGAGUAUCGGAAGUAAAGAUCAAAGAGGAAGCAACCACAUUCAGGACUGGAAACGCCCACCUCCCCUACUUCCGGUCCCGUCCUUUGCUGGGCGCUCGACGGAUUGGCCCCCGGAACAGAGGGCGUGCUUGGGCGGGACUUCCGGUAUUUUGGAGCGGAAAGACGCUUCCGCGGCUUGA